ACGAGGUCCAAAUGGACCGAGCAGUCCAGCAGGCCAGCGUGGACUCCCUGUAAUCCUUAUCCCUUUGUUUUGUUCGGUCCACCAGAGAGGCGGAGAAGAGGGAGGCGGAGCGGACGACGCUCCAAGCGGCGGCGGCGGCCAACUGCACGCCCACCCUAGGCGGCACGUGCGCCCGUUGGACGCACGCAUCGCGCGGCGCCGCAGCUCCCUCUCUCGGCCUAUAAAUCGGAUCGAAAUCCCUCACUCUCGAAGGAGGCAACACAGACUACUCCCCUCCUCUCUAUUCUCCACAUCUCCGGCGAAGUUCCGCCUGGUUCCGGCGUGGUUCGCCGGUGCCUGGUGGUGGUGAUUCUGCGACGCACACACGGGCGUGUGCAGUUGGAGGGUGCUUCUGUGUGUCUCGCUGCUGCCUUUCUUGUGCCUGUGUGGUGCAGUGCAGUCUUGUUCAGAUUGCUGUCGACUGUGGCCUGGUUCUUGAGCCUCUUGCUGCGCGGUGUUCCUCUGCUUCUCGGGUUGUUGCUGUGGACGUUCCCCUCGGCAUCAACGUCGGCUCCAGUAUCUCUGUCAACCUCUCGCUGGUUCAGGCUCGGACGUGAGCGGCGGAAUUGGUUUUCUGGGACAGAACCUUGUGUUCGCUGAGCUUGUCUUCCCACGUAGACAAACUACGUGCUGUGAGUUACCUGUUGCCUCUUUUCGGUUUACAGUAUACAUUUUGUGUAAUCUGCUAGUUUUGGCUUGGGUGUGAUUGCACGUUUUUGGCAGAUUAAAUUGCUCUGUAAUGAUAAGCGGUGUAGUGAGACAAGAACGUGACAGUCUCAGGAUUUAGUACUCCUUUUCAGUAUGUUCAGUUACUAAUUCUUUUUCCUAGAACUCUAGUGUUAUUUCUGUGAGCAUAUUUCCACUGCUACUUCUGGACUUUACUGUUCAGAGUUGAAGCACCUUCUCGUUGGUAAUAUAGCUUGUUCUUGGGUUGAAAAGAAAGAAUUGUUCUGAACCCUGUUUAAGUAGGACUGUCACGUUAGUCCAGGAUCAGUGAUCACUUUUGGGUGCUGGAAGGCUGCCUAGAGUAGUAACCCGCUAAUUUGAGAGCAAAUAUAGAAAAACAAUCAUGUUUUUGUUUUUAUUAAUCUGUCUGUUUCAUCUACUUGCUAUGUUUAAUGGGUACAUGAUCCUGAGUAGCUCUGUUCUCAGUUUUCAGACCUUAGAAAUGCUCCUGUUCAUGUAUGUAUUUCUUAAACAUAGCUGUAAUCUGAGUAGCAUGCUUGUUGUAUAUGGAAUUGGAUUAUUUAAUCUUUUUUAUAGUAGAAGCAUGUCGCUUAUUUCUCUAAAUUUACAACACUGAAGUUGUUUAGUUCGUGCACGACGACAGCGUCCGGCAGCGACCCCGUUCAAAAAAAAAAAAGGCAGCCCCAACCCACAAGUAGGUUUCUUGAGAAACUUCCACCUUGACGAUGACGCGUGUGGGGGUGUGAGUUUAUAGAUAGAUGCACCGUCUCCUCACCAGUCACCACAGUCCACACGUACAGGCCAAUAAUUGUGGCGCGCGCGGCUCGCCACUUUGCCAGCUGCUCUCCACUUUGCCAGCUGCUCUCCAGUCUCCACUCCAUGGCCUCCUCCUUGCCGUCCCCGGUGCUCCGUCACGUGGCCAUGCUCCCGUUCAUGGCCAAGGGCCACACCAUCCCACUCCUCCACCUGGCUCGUGUGCUCCUCCUCCGCGGGCUCGCGUCGGCCGUCACCUUCCUCGCCACCCCGCGCGACGCGCCCUUUGUCCGCGCCGGCGCCCCCGGGGCGGCCGUCGUCGAGCUGCCGUUCCCCUCCUCGACGGCUGGCCCGCAGAGCACGGACGAGCUCCCCUCCGGGUCCAGCUUCCUCGACGUCGUCUCCGCCGCCGCCGCGCUCGAGCCGGUGUUCGCAGACGCGCUGGCGGCGCUGGACCCGCGGCCGGACCUGCUCGUUCACGACGGGUUCCUCGCGUGGGCCGCUGACGCCGCCGACGACCUCGGCGUGCCGCGGCUGGUCUCGCUCGGCAUGGGCGCCUUCCCCUUAUGUGUUGCAGCCGCCGUCAUGGCGCAGAAGCCGCACGCGCGAGUGAGCUCGCCGUUGGAGCCGUUCCAGGUCGACGGCCUGCCGGGGCUCCGGCUCACCAAGGCCGACCUGCACCCGCCGUUCGACGACCCGGAGCCGGCAGGCCCUCACUGGGACUUCGUCUGCGAGACCGGCAGUGCCAUGGGCUUGAGCCGAGGUACCAUCGUCAACUCCUUCCAUGAGCUCGAGUCAUUGUACAUCGACAAGUGGAACCGCGAGAUGCCGCUCAACAAGAUGUGGCCGGUUGGCCCACUCUGUCUUGCCAGUGAGCCGGUCCGAACCUUGGAUUCCGAUAUUGCCGACUGGCUUGAUUCAAGACUCGCCAUGAACCGACCGGUUCUAUAUGUCGCAUUCGGCUCGCAAGCCGACCUGAGCCGGGCACAGCUAGAGGAGAUCGCAACCGGCCUGGACCGGUCGGAUCUGGACUUCAUUUGGGUAGUUCGGUCGAGGUGGUUCAAUGGAGAGGAGCCGUUCCAAGGCAGGUUCCGUGGCAGGGGCAAAGUGGUCCAAGGCUUUAUCAACCAGCUCGGCAUUUUGGGCCAUCAGGCUAUUAAGGGCUUCUUCAGUCACUGCGGGUGGAACUCGGUGAUGGAAAGCAUCAGCAUGGGUGUGCCCAUCCUAACCUAUCCAAUUGCCGCGGAGCAGAAGUUGAACGCAAAGUUCGUUGUCGACGUGGUUGAAGUCGGAAUCAGGAUCUGGCCAUCCAAAAGAGGGGACAGUGGCCCCGCAAGUGAGCAGCAGCUUGUUUCAAGUGAUGACGUGGAAACGUUGGCGAGAGAGUUGAUACUGGGAGAGGGAGGGAAACGUGCGGCUGCCAAAGCGAGUGAGCUCGCAGACGCAGCUAGAGCCGCAGUGGAGACGAGCGGGUCGUCGUUCGAAACCCUAGAGCUGAUGCUCCAUGAGGUGUGUGAGAUUGGAAGGCCUGAGGCUAAAGAGUGAUCAGUGGAAGGCUACGGCCUCCGGUGCUAGCUAAUGAUGUACUGUACUCGUCAAAUUAGUGAAGUUAUUACUGGGUCAAAUGGGAUUGUUGGUAUCGUACGUAUUUGCCCUUUUAAAGCUAUAUAAGAAUUGAUAAUUUGUGAUCGAA
This is a messenger RNA of Panicum virgatum (switchgrass), 3172 nucleotides long. Its product is annotated as UDP-glycosyltransferase 90A1-like. NCBI's taxonomy places the organism in Eukaryota, Viridiplantae, Streptophyta, Magnoliopsida, Poales, Poaceae. The transcript has a single exon. The record is from RefSeq and is a predicted model, not a curated record. Gene Ontology annotation, molecular function: UDP-glycosyltransferase activity. Bases 1606 to 3024 code for a protein of 472 amino acids.